Molecule: messenger RNA, 1878 nt
Organism: Phyllostomus discolor (pale spear-nosed bat)
Lineage: Eukaryota; Metazoa; Chordata; Mammalia; Chiroptera; Phyllostomidae
Gene: DHRS13
Product: dehydrogenase/reductase 13
Source: RefSeq, a predicted model, not a curated record
UCCACCUUUCGGAGAUCCAGGCGCUCCCAGCAACCUUCCUGGCCUGUACAGGGCGGAUCUGCAGCUGCCGGGCGGCGUACCGGGGCAACGCCGGGCCUGGGCGGAAACCCGGAGGCGCGGCCGGCAUGGAGACUCUGCUGCUGAGCGCUGGGUUGCUGCUGGGCGCCUACGUGCUUAUCUACUACAACCUGGUGAAGGCCCCGCGGUGCGGCGGCAUCUUGAGCCUGCGGGGCCGAACGGCCGUGGUCACGGGAGCCAACAGCGGCAUCGGGAAGAUGACGGCGCUGGAACUAGCACGCCGCGGAGCGCGUGUGGUGCUGGCCUGCAGGAGCCGGGAGCGCGGUGAGGCAGCUGCCUUUGACCUCCGCCAGGAGAGUGGAAACAAUGAGGUCAUCUUCAUGGCCUUGGACUUGGCCAGUCUGGCCUCCGUGCGGGCCUUUGCUACUGCUUUCCUGAGCUCUGAGCCACGGCUGGACAUCCUCAUCCACAAUGCCGGGAUCAGUUCCUGUGGCCGGACCCGUGAACCCUUUAACCUGCUGCUACGAGUGAACCACAUUGGCCCCUUCCUGCUGACACAUCUGCUGCUACCCCGGUUGAAGACAUGUGCCCCUAGCCGUGUGGUGGUGGUAUCCUCAGCUGCCCACCGGCGAGGGCGCCUCGACUUCACACACCUGGACCGCCCUGUGGUGGGCUGGCGGCAGGAGCUGCGGGCAUAUGCCGAUAGUAAGCUGGCCAAUGUAUUGUUUGCCCGGGAGCUCGCCACUCAGCUUGAGGGCACUGGCGUCACCUGCUAUGCUGCUCACCCAGGGCCCGUGAACUCAGAGUUGUUCCUGCGCCACAUUCCUGGAUGGCUGUGCCCACUUUUGCGCCCACUGGCUUGGCUGGUGCUCCGGGCACCAGGAGGGGGUGCCCAGACCCCUCUGUACUGUGCUCUGCAGGAGGGCAUUGAGCCCCUCAGUGGGAGAUACUUUGCCAACUGCCAUGUGGAAGAGGUGCUUCCAGCUGCCAGAGACGACCGGGCAGCUCACCGGCUGUGGGAGGCCAGCAAAAGGCUGGCAGGGUUUGGGCCAAGGGAGGAUGCUGAAUCCGAUGAAAACUCCCAGCCUGAAGACCCAGGGACACCACCGAGCAGUCCCCACCCUGAGGAGCCUACAGUUUCCGAACCCUACCCUAGCCCUCAGAGCUCACCAGACUUGUCUAAGGUCACACACUGAACUUGGUUUAAAGCUGAACCUGAGCCCCAGGUUUCCUCACCCCCAGGCUGGGAUGCUUUCUUUGGCACUUGGUGGCCCUUAAAAAUUUUAGCUGUGUGCCAGUCCAUGGCCAUUGAGGAGUGUACAAUUUUUACCUCUGCAGUUAUUUUCUGAGGUUUCAAGGUAUGACUGGGACAGCUUUUUUCCCAGUGGAAGGAAAUAAUGGGUGAUUAUUUCUUGCUGAGAAUGACAGUAAGCCAAGUUUGAGGGUCUGUGUGUGUGUGUGUGUAACAUGCCACUCUUCAUAUUUCCAGGCCCCACCCUCAGUGAUGCUGAUCAACUCUGGAUGAAGGCCUGGGAGUUGGUAAUUUGAUGUACUGCUAACACUGAGAAUCACUAAACUGGGUCCUUUGCAACCAUGUAGUUAGGUAGUUAAAUUAUCCCUGUUCUACAGAAACAGGGUUAGGCAGCAGUGAGGGACUCACCCAAGGUCUCAAAGCGAAGAUGUGGACCCCCACAGUCCGGCUCCUGGGCCGGCUGCUGAAAGAUGGGUGCUGGGAGGUGAGGCAGGGUAGGGCGGUUGUUAUCGAGGCGACCCGUAGGAGCAGACGGAUGCCUUCCGCGGAGCUUUAGGGCUGGGGCCCACGAUCCCGACCCGCGUGAAAUAAAGCGCGUCGACUGCGGA